Molecule: messenger RNA, 7027 nt
Organism: Lampris incognitus (smalleye Pacific opah)
Lineage: Eukaryota; Metazoa; Chordata; Actinopteri; Lampriformes; Lampridae
Product: neuropilin-1a-like
Exons: 18
Coding region: 520-3399 (959 amino acids)
Biological process (GO): axon guidance; angiogenesis; vascular endothelial growth factor signaling pathway
Cellular component (GO): membrane
Molecular function (GO): semaphorin receptor activity; vascular endothelial growth factor receptor activity
Source: RefSeq, a predicted model, not a curated record
UGCGUCUUCACUCACUUCUCCUCUAGACGGAGGAAGGAAAGGAGCUUCACCCGAAACGGAGAAAGUCCGCUUAAUAGACUUCAUUUUAUUUCUUCUCUUCUUUAUUAUACCCGACUUGGAAGUACCUCCGUAGCUCUUCUUCGAUAUACAAGUGUUAACGGUCCUUUUUUUUCUUCUCUUUUUUCUUUUUUUUUUUCUAUUCGAGGUCGAGGGCUCAUUAACGCCCCGGCCACUUUUUUCAGCCGGAGCGGAUUUAUUCCUCUUUGGUGUUCGUCGUCUUCGUUCGGCAUUUGGAUUAUUAUUAUUUUUCCUCCCUUUCCGAAGAUGGGAAGUUGUUCACUGACAGAGGCGAGACUUAAGAGGCAGUUAGGAAUCCGGUGCUGAUCCACACAGGAUGCUGGCGACGUAAAAUCAACCACAGCUAUUUCUCUUACUUUUGAGACAUUUUGUUAUUUUCGCGUUACACCGCCGCUGGAGGGAAACGCGUCUUUAUUUGAUUUUGUUUUUCCCCUCCCCACAAUGUUUAUACUCUACCAUCUAAGGAUGCGUUUUGGAUUGCUAUUGUUCUUUUGCGCUCAAGUCAUCUCCGUUGCCUCGUUGGCUCAUACCGAUAAAUGCGGAGAUAACAUUGAAAUUCACAAUGCUGACUAUUUAACGUCUCCCGGCUAUCCAGGCGCCUAUCUGCCGUCGCAGCAAUGCGUUUGGGUGAUAACCGCCCCCGAACCCGGUCAAAAGAUUCUCAUCAACUUCAAUCCGCAUUUUGAUCUGGAGGAGAGAGAAUGCAAGUACGACUAUGUGGAGGUGUAUAAUGGUGGGGAUGAAAGGUCCCCCAUGGUGGGGAAGUUCUGUGGGAAGAUUGCCCCCUCUCCCAUCAUCUCUAGCGGCAACCAGCUCCUCAUCAAGUUUGUCUCCGACUACGAGACCCAUGGGGCGGGCUUCUCUGUGCGCUAUGAGGUCUUUAAGACAGGUCCAGAAUGUUCCAGAAACUUCACAGCUCCCAGCGGUGUGAUCAAGACGCCAGGCUUCCCAGAGAAGUACCCCAACAACCUUGAGUGCACUUUCAUGAUCUUCGCCCCCAAGAUGUCAGAGAUCAUGGUGGAGUUUGACAGCUUCGACAUGGAGCCCGACACCACUCCGCCUGCGGGGGCGGUCUGCCGAUACGACUGGCUGGAGAUCUGGGACGGCUUCCCUGCAGUGGGCCCUCACAUUGGCAGGUACUGUGGCCUGACCUCCCCAGGCCGUGUGAUCUCCUACACUGGCAUCUUGUCUAUGACCAUCACCACCGACAAUGCUAUAGCUAAAGAGGGUUUCUCUGCUCGGUACACGGUCCGCGAGCGAAGCCUUCCCCUGGAGCACACAGACGAGGAGUUUACAUGCAUGGAGCCCUUAGGGAUGGAGUCAGGGGAGAUCACCUUGAAGCAGAUCACCGCCUCCUCCCAGUACAAUUCCAACUGGUCCCCGGAGCGCUCGCGCCUCAACUACUUGGAGAAUGGCUGGACCCCCUCCGAUGACACCGUCAAGGAAUGGAUCCAGGUGGACCUGGGAUUUCUCCGGUUUGUCUCAGCCAUUGGGACGCAGGGAGCCAUCUCCAAAGAGACCAAGAGGCACUACUUUGUUCGCUCCUACAAAGUGGACGUGAGCUCCAACGGAGAGGACUGGAUCCCAGUGAAGCAGGACUCUAAACAAAAGAUUUUCCAGGGCAAUCACAACCCAACAGAUGAGGUGCAGUCCUUCUUGCCCAAGCAGACCCUGGCCCGCUAUAUCCGCAUCAGACCCAUGAAUUGGGAGCAAGGCAUCUGCAUGCGCUUUGAAAUCUAUGGCUGCAGAACCUCAGACUACCCAUGCUCGACGAUGCUGGGUAUGGUUUCAGGUCAGAUCUCUGACACCCAGAUCAGCGCGUCAUCGUACGCCGAGCGGGGCUGGAUGGCGGAGAACGCCCGCUUGCUGACGGGGAGGUCAGGCUGGACCCAACAGCAAACCAAACAACCCUUCAAAAAUGAGUGGCUACAGGUGGACCUGGGCCAGGACAAGCUUGUGACUGGUGUGAUGAUUCAGGGAGGGAAACAUCGUGAAAGGAAUAUCUUCAUGAAGAGGUUUAAGGUGGGCUACAGCCUGGAUGGAGAAGAAUGGACAAUGGUGAAGGAGGACAACACCACCAGACCCAAGGUUUUCAUUGGAAAUCAGAACCAUGACACUCCGGAGCUGAGGGCCGUGGGUCCCCUGCUGUCUCGGUUUAUCAGGGUUUACCCGGAGAGGGCCACAAACGAGGGCCUGGGGCUCAGGCUGGAGCUCCUGGGCUGUGAACUGGAGGAGCCCACAACUCUUCCGCCACCCACCACACCACACGUCACCACACUCCAGGCAACGACGUUUGGCGCCACCACUACAGCACCUGUGACCAUGCUCAGCAUUAUGUCCAUCAUUUGUAGGGAGGGACAGGAGGGUUGUCCCACUGCGACAGAAACGCCUGAGGGCUAUGACACAGCGAUAGGUGGCACCACAGUGGCAGACCCCAUCGUGGAGUUUAUGCCAGAAUACCUGUGGUUUGCUUGUAACUUUGACUUCUCGUCGUUCUGCGGUUGGACCAAAGAGACGGGCACGGGGGCUGAGUGGCUCAUCCAGGCCAGUGGGGCACCCACAGGCCACAAAGGUCCGACCUUGGAUCACACAGGCGGACCGGGGAACUUCAUGUACAUGCAGCUAAGUCCAGUCAUUGAGGAUGAAGAGGGGGAAGAGGAGGAGGAGGAGGGGGAGAAAGAAGAGACGGUGGCAAGGUUAUCCAGCCUGCCCAUAACGGCGCCGGACGCUGACCUAUGCCUGUCGUUCUGGUACCACAUGUCCAGCGAGCACGCAGGGGCACUCCACAUCAAGCAGAGGAAGGAGGUGGAGGGACGGCAGGUGCUGUGGACAAUCAGCGGACACCAGGGGAGCCAAUGGAGGGAGGGGCGAGUUUUACUACCCCACUCCAGCGCCUCAUAUCAGGUGGUGAUAGAAGGCGUCUGGGACAGCCGUAGCACGGGACACAUAGCAGUGGACAACAUCCGGAUCCUGGAUGAAAUCAACACUGAGGAGUGCAAGGAUCCAGAAAUUCCUACUUCUCCACCGACUGAUAUCUUAAUCCUACCCAUGGACUCCCUCUCCCAGGACACAGAUGAUCUCGGUGGUCCGGGCAACAUGCUGAAGACCCUGGACCCCAUCCUCAUCACCAUAAUCGCCAUGUCCGCCCUGGGCGUCUUCCUGGGCGCUAUUUGCGGCGUGGUGCUCUACUGCGCCUGCUCGCAGGGCAGCAUGACAGACAGGAACUUAUCCGCCCUGGAAAACUAUAACUUUGAGCUGGUGGACGGCGUGAAGCUAAAGAAGGACAAGAUAAACGGACAGAGCAACUACUCCGAGGCGUGAGCGGCGGAGGGGACAGAGGGGAGCCGCUUCGCUCUCGGAGGACACAUAAUUGCAGUCAAUCAGUGAGAGGAACAGGUUGGACUAAAGCCACCGGAUGGACGGCAGGGUGGGCUGAAAAAUGAAUCAGCUGUUGAUUUUCUUUCUUUUUUUUCCCUCAGGAGCUGAAGUGGGAUGAACUGACCAGUAGGGGGCACUGUGUAUAAAGAAUCUGUACAGCAAAAAAAGAAAAAAGAAAACAGAAAGAAAAAAGAACACUAAGGAUUAUAUUUGUUCUUUCGCCGUGAUUUGUUAAUUUCAUGUUAAUCACAUGCUGGUGUUGAGACCAAUUCAGAUGAAAGUAUUUAUCGUUUGUGUACUUUUUUCAGGAAAGAUAAGAUUUGAUUUUUAAUUUUUGGAUUUCUUUUUGUUUUCUUUUCCCGAGGUCAUUUUUUCACAGUAACAGCUAAAAUUGUGAACUUCAGUUUACUUAUUCUGAUGUCUGGCUGUUUGACUGUGUGUGUGUGUGUGUGUGUGUGUGUGUGUGUGUGUGUGUGUGUGUGUGUGUGUGUGUGUGUGUGGUUGCAAAUGCGCAUGUUUGUGUCACGCUUAAAAAAAACCCACCUGUUCACAUGGAGUUUGUGUCAUUGGGUUUGCCGUCUCCCUCUGAGUGUGUUUGCAUAUUGUGGUCAUGUUUGUGUGCAUACAUAAAGUGCAUGUGUCAGUUGCAUUCAUGCGUGUUUGUGUACAGUGAAUUCUGAUGUGGUUCCCCAGCUGAGCUGUGCAUGUGCAUGCACAGUAUGUGUGUGCCUGCACACAUCCAUUCAGUAUGUAUGUGGGUGUGUUUGUGUCCAUCCGGGGGGGGGGUACUAUCCCUAGCCCCUUCGACCCACGUCCGAUCCCAACAGUGCCUUUUUUUUCUCAAACAUUUCAGUUGCCUUUUUUUUUUUUUGCCCACCAGUUCUUUUCUCAUCGACACAUCAUGAAAGAAAGAAAAAGUAGACUUAACAUGACCUCGCUGAGCUGGUGUUCACUUUUGAAAUCUUACGUUUUGAAUUCAGGUGAAAAAGAUCUGCCAGUGGAGUGACGUUUCCCCACUUGUUCGCAAGGGUUUUUUUUUUUUAGGCAAACAGCACACAAUAUCACACAAUGACCUUGUUAAUAUGGCCCCUUUUUUUGCAGUCAAAGCAGCACAUUGAAAUUGGCAAGAAUUGUGUCCAGGGUUCCCACACAGGUCUUCAAGUCGACAAAAACACAGUUACCUGUCAACACACACAUGGUAACACUUGUUAUCAUUGCCCCAUUGAAAAAAAAUUGUAUUUUUAGUGUUAUGAUUGACUAUGAAGUGGCAUAAAUAGUCGACAGUGUUACAGUUGAGAAACUCAUCGAGGUGAAUACUGACCAAAAUGUCAAAAUCCAGUCUUGAAAUGUAACAUUUGGUCUUGCAAUGUUAUUUUUUAGCAAUGUGUGAGGUUCAGAAAAUGUGUAGGAACCCUGUGCACCACCCGUUCAUGGCACAUGACCCAUCCAAUAUGUUGUACAUAGGUUUUAAUAUAUUUGAGCGCCCUUUUCUAUAGAAAAAAAGAAAGAACAUAAGUGCUGCAGUAUCCUUCUCUACAACUGGGUCAGAAUCACUUUAAUCAUCAGAUCCGAUACACGCACAGGAUCUGUCUCCGCGGCACCGGUGAAGAGACCACACGAAAUGCAACACAUAUGUUGACGGGGGGGGGGGGUGCCUUGUGUGUGUCCAUUAAACAAUAUGGUCUGAUUACCACUGUCUCUGAACGGGGGAUGUUGUGUGUUUGAAUCGUGUCAGUGGUUUUUACCUGAUGGUGACUGCUUUGACUUUACAGAGACAAGCCUCCCGUUGGGCUAAAGCGUUUGUUCGGGGGUUAUAAGCAGGACGGUGCCCUGUGCCGGCAAGAGACUGUCGGCAUGCUGGGGGACGUGUGGGCUCUUCCAGAAGUCUGUCACUCCAGCGGCGCAGCAUUUGCAUGCUAAUAUUGUUUUGACCCUGGCUAAAUGGUGCAUCAUAUGCCUGUUAGGCCACCGAGCUCUGGCUCCGGGAGCAGUUUGGGAAGUGAAUUGUAAAACUGCAAGUGGCUCUUACCCAGUAAUGUGACUGUCGGGUCGGAAAAGACUUGUGAAGCCAACUGUGUUGAGCCAAGGCACAGAGAUGUGAAUCAAGGUUGCCACGAUAAUGUGAUUUGUAUGUGUCAUCCUUGUUUUCCAGUGUUGACUAUCAGAGGAGAAAUAUCUGUCAUUGCAAUUGUCUUGGGCUCUCGUAGUCAUUCAUUCUGACGGAGGUCUGAAAUGCGAUCUAUCACUCAUUCAGCAAAUGCUGUUGAUAUUUAGCGAGUUUCAAGCUUUAUAAUGAAGUCAUAUAUCUUGUAUAAUGUAAUGUGAUUGAUCAGACUGGCGGACAAAGUGUCACAUCCCUCAGCUAGCUCCGCAGCAGCAGGACGUGUGUCAACGCUGAAUUGAUGGUGGCAUCACGUGGCCUGUGAGGGACGCAGGCCUCACCGUCGCUUCAGCCGGUUCAGCACGUAAAGUCAGGGUUGUUCAGCGGCUAGCAACAUAACACUCUGUUAUUCCACCCUAGGGUAGGAUGGCUGCAGCACUCUUUCUGGCUUGUAAAGAAACCACUCUAUGAAUUGCUCGAAUCAAACGGGACUUGAGCCCAACCCUCCUGUCAGCACCUAAAGCUGACAGCCAAUCAAAUUAGUGAACAAUGUGGAGACGACCAGUACUACCAAUCAACGUAAGAGGCUCUAACAGAUCAUCUGAAAUGAAUAUUGUCAUGAAACCCGUUGUUAGGUCUCGGUUCCCACACACACACACACACACACACACAAAGAAUGUAAUUUCCAAAACUUUGAUUUAUUCUAACGUCUAAAAUACACAUGUUUGUAACACAACGGCAAACCUAGACAGAAAUAUUCGCCAUCAAACUCUGGAUUCAGUCUAACUCUAAAGGGAUAGUCCACCAUUUAUUAUUGUUGUUAUUUGCAUUAUUUCCUUUUACUUCUCAUCUUAAUAUCAUUAGGGCUCAUGUCACUUUUUAAAAGAGAAGGGAUGCUGCAGCACUAGACCUGAUAAUAUUGCACUGAUAUAUUUAAAAAAAAAUCUAUGUGUUUAUGAUGUUGAUUUAUAAAAAGAGACAAGGAAGGAAGGAGAGGACAGUGUUAUGGUUGGUUCUUUUAAAACAUGGUUUCAGAUGAUGUGAUAUAAUUCUGAAAUGUAAAAUUUACAGAGAUGUUUUUCAUUAUCGAAAAAGCUUAGACGUGUCUCUCUGAAACAUUUAAACGUAACAUUUUUCUUUACUCUGUAUAAUAUCACCUUGUGUUUCUGUACCGUUACAGAUUAUAUGUGCCAUGGUUUUGAUUCUUUUUCUACAAUGAAAUGAUUUUAUUUUCAAUACUGCUUCUGUAAAUUGCCGUCUCAGAUCUAAAAGAAAAAGAAAAAAAACUGCGAAAGGACGAAAGGUUUUAGAAAAAAAUGGAAAAGCAGUGAGGCCUUAAGUGACUAAAAGAAAUGUUUAUACUUUAACUCUCUGGUCCGCACCCAGACUCAUCUGUCUCUGUUGUCACAGACUCUGAUCAUUGACUACUACAUUCCAAAGAAUUGGAUCAAAUAAAUGUUUUAAUUAAGA